Molecule: messenger RNA, 5340 nt
Organism: Nothobranchius furzeri (turquoise killifish)
Lineage: Eukaryota; Metazoa; Chordata; Actinopteri; Cyprinodontiformes; Nothobranchiidae
Gene: plekha7a
Product: pleckstrin homology domain containing, family A member 7a
Molecular function (GO): protein binding
Source: RefSeq, a predicted model, not a curated record
CCACCGGUGUGUAUCCUGCCAGAUGAGCGUGAGGCGGGAAAGGAAUGCAGCUCUUCCUCAUUUUCUGUCUUUCACUCCUGAUAGAUGCAGCCUCUCUCUGCCACAUCCUGCCCGUCUCUCUUUCUCCUUUCCUCCCUGUGAUUUUACCCGCUCGGUCAUUCAGCUCUGUGCGCCGUGGCGGAUGGAAGAGGCUGGAGAGCCAGUGAGAAUCCUGCGAUUCGGGGAAUUAGCACUUGUGACAGCACCGGCUGCCUCAGAGGAAAUGUAGAGCCAGUGGAGGGACUCCGACUGUGAGGUUUAGCCUGCGAGUGUCACGAGAUGGAUUUUUGGCACCUGUGAAGUGAGGAGAUACGUGUGUGUGGGUGGCUAAAACUGCCCCUGGUCACCUUCAGAGACUCUGAGAUAAACUGAUGUUCAUGAAAUCCUCUGCUAAUCUUGAAAACUGUCAGAUGUAGAUCUCCGUCUGUGCAGUCUGAAUAUGCGCUGUGCUCUCUGAUGGUUUAGGAUGCAGAAGAAAAUCUCUGCAAAUUUGACAUCUGCUGUCCUGAUUGCAUCUGAGACACAAGGGAGGAUGAGUAGCUGGAGGCAGGACAAAGAGGAGUAACCAGACAUGUCAGACUUCACCUGGGGCACUCGUCUCGGACUGUGCUGAACAGUCACAGCUGUUGAGCAGAGGCAGGCGGCAUUUCCAGGUGUCUUCGUCACGACUUACCUGACAAAAUCUCAACCUGCUUUUUUGGAGUCCUCAGACUAUUUCCCCACCUCAUCUUCCUUCGUAAUAUCAGGCUUUGAACCCAGCAACCUCUUGUUCUCUCCCCAUGGAGCCACUGUAAAUGCGAGAGAAGCGAGGCUGAGUUGGGCGGCUCCAAGCUGCCUGAGUUGGAUUCCACAGAACUAGAAAUAGAAACAUCCUCCAUCCUGGUGAGCUGUCUUUUAUGUGGAACAAGAAAAGCACCAUGUGGAAUCAGUCUGGGUACUGCAACCACGUCCCUCACCCUGGAUAUCCCUUCUACCACGCUCCCUGCAGCCACAAUGAUAGGACCACAUCAUUCUGUCAUCCUGUGACUGGACAGGUUUCCUCUGAGAACAUGGACUUCGUCCUGCAGGAUCAGUCGCCAGUUGCUCACGUGAUCUCCAAACCUGCAGGUGAGCAGCUGUCCAGCACCGCCGUGAGUGAGACCUCCACCACCAUCACCUCUUCCACUGUGGACACCACGUCUGCCCCCAAGACUUCUCGGCCAAGCAGCAGAGUUCACAGCUUUGGGAAAAGAGAUCAAGCCAUCAGGAGGAAUCCGAACGUUCCAGUGGUAGUCCGAGGAUGGCUCUACAAACAGGACAGCUCUGGGAUGCGUCUAUGGAAGAGGAAGUGGUUUGUUCUGGCCGAUUUCUGUCUGUUCUACUACAAAGACAGCAGAGAGGAAUCGGUACUCGGCAGUAUUCCUCUGCCCAGCUAUGUCAUCUCACCCGUGGGAUCGGAGGAUCACAUCAGCCGCAAGUACGCCUUUAAGGCUAGCCACACCGGCAUGCGCUCGUACAUUUACAAGCAGAGCUCUGUGAUUGGCUCGCAGGCGGAGCACUAUGGGAUGCGGACAUAUUACUUCAGCGCAGACACCCAGGAGGACAUGAACACCUGGCUGAAGGCCAUGAACCAGGCUGCACGGAUGCAGAGCCAUGCUGACACACUCAUAAGACCUGCUGACAGAAUAGAGAAGUUGUUGCAACAGGCUGUUCCACAGGUAAACCACGUAAACCACCACAAUAGCAAGAUCCCCAACUCUGAGGCUACAAGACCAACCGUCCACGAGGUUCUGCUGGAGCCCAUUCACCGUGAGCCUGAGGAGCUCUGCAGCUUUCACAAAGACUCUCCUGGUACCAUCACAUUGGAGCAGCCCAUAGGAAGCAUGGUUCUGGAAAUGGACACUCACUCCUCCCUUCCAUCCAACCCUCCAGCCACCACCCUCGCACAGCCAGACCAUGUGUCGGCCUCUGCUCCUGUGUCCAGGGUGCCAUCCCGGGCUCCAUCAAGAGCCACCUCCACUUUACCUUCCAGUGUUUGCACCAGGAAUGGCCUGAUGUCCACACCCAGCCCCAUCCUGGAGCCCAACGGCAUUGCAGCAGGGACCUACCAAAGAGCACCAGAGCCCCCAGCUGUGGACACACACAAGCAAGUGCAAAGGAGAAGUGCUCUGGAGCAGGUGGAACAGUGGGUCAAAGUUCAGAAAGCUGAGCAAAGAGGCCCACCUUCCAGGGAGAACACGCUUCCUCGUCGUACGCCACCAACCCAGCACAAGUACACAACCAUAGACAACUAUCAGACCCUGCCAAAAACUCCACGCCACAGUCCCCCUCCAGGGAGACUUGGUGAAUACAAAUAUGCCCACGACCAGCUGAGUCACUUCCGUCUCACCCCAGACAUGGGGGGUCCAGGGUCCAACACUGUUUGGCAGCUGUACGAAUGGCAGCAGCGCCAGAAGUUCCGUCAUGGGAGUCCCACAGCACCCAUUUACACCCCAGCUCCCGAGUACCCGUUUGGUCCCCACGCCCCGUCUAGAGUACCACCCUCCUCCUCAGCUUCCAGGUCAGAGGGGCCUCCUCGCUGUGUGUCAGUGCCACCUUCAGCUGCAGAUAUCCCUCCACCGGGUCCUCCACCUGGCUCCAGCAGAACUCUGUCACCCACACGGAGACCGCACACGCCUGCAGAACGGUUGACUGUAAAGCCCAUUGGAAGAAUGUCAGUACUGGACAUCCCAUUCAUUGUGUCCCCCCGUAGGACUAAGUCUCAGAUGUUGAAGGCUGCUACCACUGAGAGACGCUCGAUGCCUCCAUCUGGCUACAUCACACACACAGUCAGUGCGCCCAGCCUUCAUGGAAAAACGCCCGAGGAGCUCACUCUGCUCCUCAUCCAGCUGCGCCGUCAUCAGGCCAAGAUGGCCUCAGCACGCCGUCAAACGUUAGCCCAACUCAAGAGGCUCUGUGGUCCCAAAGAUUCCUACCGCCAAAACUGCCUCCUCACUGCCACCACUAGUCCAAGCGCCACCCCUUCUCCUGAGCCCCUUCUCGAGCAUGUGGGCCUCUCACCUUCUCCUGGCCCAUGCAGUACUCAGGCAGAUGACACCUACCAACAUCUGAAGAAGGACUUGGAGUAUCUGGAUCUAAAGAUCAGAGCUCUAGAGCCGCUGAUCCUCGCAGUUCACAGUUUACUACUGCACUGCACUGCUGGGCCUCUCAGGCCUAUAAUGAACGUAGCUGGAGGUCAGACUCUGAAGGAGUCAGGGAAACCUGUCAAAGCGGCAGAAAGUGAUGUGGAUGUGAAGUUAAGUCGGUUAUGUGAGCAGGACAAGAUCCUUAAAGAGCUGGAGGCGAGGAUCAGCUCCCUGAAGGACGACAAGGACAAGCUGGAGAGAGUUCUGGACAUGUCCCACCAGCAGAUGGAGCAGUACCAGGAGCAGCCCACUCACGUCCAUAAAAUCGCCUAUCAGCAGAGGCUGCUGCAGGAGGAUCUGGUGUCUGUCAGGGCCCAAAUGUCUCAACUCUCCACGGAAAUGGCACAUGCCUGGGAGGAGUACAAUAGGCUGGAGAUGUCAGUGGAGCAGCUGAGGACAGUCCUUCAGGCACACAUGAACCACAGCGACACCCCUCAGCCAGAAAAGACUGAGAUGAAGCGAGAGCUGUGGAGGAUUGAGGACGUCAUGGCUGGACUCAGUACCAGCAAAGCUAAUUACAAGAUCACUAUUGACUCCAUUCAGAACCCAGACAGGAAAUUAGUGCCUUCGCUGUCAGAGCCAACAGUGCCUUCCCUCAGCUCAGAGGUCCAGCCUCCUCCUCGCAGCUCUGUUUCCAGCAUCCUCUCCCACACCAGCACUGUGCCAAGCUUGAUGGAGGACAAUGCUCCACCCAGACCACCUCUGCCACGCCUCUAUGACUACGAGGAGAUACCACCGGUGGUGCCGCCCCUCCCCAGAGAGGCUUCAGUCAUCCGUCACACGUCAGUGCGAGGGCUCAAGCGCCAGUCUGACGGACGGAGGAGGGACAGGGAAGGUGGGCAGUAUGUAACCAAUGGAGACAGUAAGACUGACCUGAGGUCCUACCUGAGUGAACCAGAACUGCCAGGAAGCAGCCACCAGAACACAGGCAUUGAUGCUGACUACCAGGAUUACCCAAGUAAAGGCACUGGACCUCUGCUGAAACAGUCCAACACCAUCUCGUCCUUCGUCACCCUAAGGAGAGGUCCUGGCAGCUCUGCAGCAAAGGAGAGACCCAAGAGUGCCUUUGAGCGUCUUUCAUCACCUACUGAGGUCCCGAGCAGCCAGCCCCGAGGCCGGAUGACCGCAGAGGAGCAACUGGAGCGGAUGAAGCGCCACCAGAAGGCGCUGGUUCGUGAACGCAAGAGGAACCUCAGCCAGGGCGAGCGCUCUAGCUCGGGCCUGUCCACCUCCUCCCCCAGGCUGCCCUCCAGCCCAUCCGACCCUUCCUCCUCCGUGUUUGACUGGCAAGAGGAGCGACCUGGAGCAGAAGGUCAGAGUGAUGAAGGAUUCGGUCAAGUCACAGAGAGGGGGAGGACCCAGUCAGACGAGUGGAUGAUGGUAACGGCCAGACGAGUUAGAGAGCUAGACCUGGAACCUCUGGACUACGACCUGGACAUCAGUCGAGAGCUGUCCAAACCUGAAAAGGUUCUCAUCCCAGAGCGGUACAUAGAGUCUGAUCCAGAGGAACCUCUAAGUCCCGAGGAGGUGGAGGAGCGCUCCCGUCGAGCCGAGCGCAUCAAGAACCUUCUAGCUAAAUCCAGUGUUCAGAUCAUGCAGCCGUCAGCACCACCUGAUUUCACUGAGCUAGACUCGGCUCUGCAGCAGCAAGAGAGAAUCAUGAGUGUGUCCCACGCUCUGGCCUCAGAGGCGUCACGCAAGAGCAAACUGGUGGCAGCUAAAGCUGUUGCCGACCACUGGUCCACAGGAUCUCAGGAGGAACUCUGAACGUUGGAAGAAUCUGAUUCACUCACAGAAAAUCACUUUAGUUUUACUGAUAAAGACAAAAAUAUGUUUUAACAGAUGUUUUAUAAAUCCUUGCACCAUGUUUUCUCACAUUUCAUACUGAAUAAUGAGUGAUUACUUAUUUUUCUCUAACAUGCACUUACCUGCUCUACAGUUUGGUUUGUGUUAUUAAUAUGAAACAAAGUAAGAAUGUUUGGAGAUAUUUAUUAAUAUAUUAUCCUGUUAACUGAACCGAGAUGAUUCUGCAUUGUUUUUAACACGUUCACAUACCACUGCUGUUCAUUCACUCUGAAUCAUUUUCUUAGAAAACAAACUUAAGUUGAAGACACUGAAAAUAAACAUUAAGAACUAA